Molecule: messenger RNA, 1761 nt
Organism: Struthio camelus australis
Lineage: Eukaryota; Metazoa; Chordata; Aves; Struthioniformes; Struthionidae
Gene: IPCEF1
Product: interaction protein for cytohesin exchange factors 1
Source: RefSeq, a predicted model, not a curated record
GCUGCUUAGCUGGUGGAAGAUUGCUUUUUAACUCCACUGAUUUUUGCACUAAUUCUGAAAAAAAUGACAACGUGCUGUUCCUUUGGACUAAAUCCUUGUGGUAUGUUAAUUGAUUCAAAGCUCGAAAUCAAUGAAAAGCUGGAAAUCAGUGAAGCAGAAUCAGGGUUCUUUAUAAUGAGCCGACGGAGGAUAUCGUGUAAAGAGCUCGGGCAAGCCGAUUGCCAAGGAUGGCUCUACAAAAAGAAGGAAAAAGGAGCUUUCAUUGGCAACAAAUGGAAAAAGUUCUGGUGUGUGCUGAAGGAGUCAUCGCUGUAUUGGUACAGCAGUCAGCUGGCUGAAAAAGCAGAAGGAUUUAUUAGGCUUCCAGACUUCAGUGUGGACCGAGCAACUGAAUGCAAAAAAAAGCAUGCUAUUAAGAUCAGCCACCCACAGAUCAAGACAUUUUAUUUUGCAGCAGAAAAUGUUCUGGAAAUGAACACGUGGCUGAGUAAGCUGGAAAUGGCUGUAGACCCUCAGGCACUCAAUGGGAAGAAUGAAGAAGAAUGUUACAGUGAAAGUGAACAUGAUGAUCCAGAAAUAACAGACACACCACCUCCCCCCUACACAGCCCAGCCACCACCUCCUCAUUUGGAUCAGCAGAAGUUCUCCUUGACCUCAACUCUGUCAAGUGAAGCAUCUUGUUCUCUCUCCUCCCCUGAAAGCACUUUCAACUCCCAAGAGUCGUCAUCUUCCUUGGUGUCCAAAGUGGUUUAUCCCGAGAGGCAGUCCUGGCUUGACCUAGUUAACAGCUCUGCCAUAGAAGAGGGUGAUCAGCCUUUAACCUUCUGUGUCCAGGUUCACUCUGAGGAGCAGCCAGAAAUGGACUGUGGAGAAGUGGCAGAAAGCCAGGAGGUCCAGCCCAGUGGUGGAUCCCAAAAUUCUUUGUUAACUCAAAAUAUACAUUGCCUGGCUGUGCUAGAUGCAACAGGACAGAAAUCACUAGCCAAAGAUCAGGGAAAAUGCCCCGAUGAUGAGAUGGAGCGACUUUAUAAGUCGUUAGAACAAGCAAGCUUGUCUCCCAUUGGUGAUCGUCGGCCUUCAACCAAGAAGGAGCUUAGGAAGUCAUUUAUCAAACGUAGCAAAAAUCCUUCCAUUAAUGAGAAACUCCACAAAAUUCGAAUGCUGAAUAGCACAUUAAAGUGUAAAGAACAUGACCUGGCCACAAUUAACCAGUUGCUAGAGGACCCAAAGUUGACGGCAAUGAAGUAUAGAGAGUGGAAGAACACAAACAUCAUGCUGGUUCAAGAUAUCUAUCACCAGCAGGAUGCCCAGGAUGUAUCCACAGAGAACAGCGAGGAGCAAGAGAUGACUCCACCAUCUAUUGCUGAAAGUGCUAUCUGAGCCUGUGGAUCUGUGGCGCACAGCAAGAUUUCCGCCCCCGGUCUUCACGUACACGCACUUUAAACUGCUGUGUUCUGAGGUUUGUUUUUUCCAAGUGUUCUUCAUACGGAGAAGAACCCCUUCUCCAAAGCUUUAAUUCCUCUUAACAACAACUUACUUCAUAUCGAAAGAGUGAAUCCCCCAAUUUAAAAAAAGCACGUCUGUAUCUGAAACGUGUAUCUAAGAAGAAUAUUAUCUGAAGCGGGGAAGAAAUGUUCUUCCAUCUUGGGAGAAGUAAAUUGAAUAUAUGCGGCUCCUGGAAUUCACAGAGGCAUCUAUGAACUGCAUAGAUGUCAGAUGCUUGAGGUCAUUUUAACCACGUAACUUACUGAUAGAGGAAGC